GUAAGGUUAGAGGAAUCGCCAAACUGAGCUAGGUUAGGUUUGAAUAUUUUUAUUUUUUCGAUCCUUGUAUCCACUCUAUUCAAGGAUGUUUUUCGAUUAUAUGGGUACAUAAAAGAAAGCCAAUAAAUUGUGAAUAAUAUGAAUCGGCUCAAUUACACAAGGUCGCAAAAAUUUUAUGUUUUUCAGUCUUAAUCCAAUCUACCUUUCAUUUGGUUCAAACUAGGUCUUGCGAAUAAGUGGAACAUGAAACGGUUCUCUUAAACUAAGUUAGCGGAACGUAAAGAGCUCAAAACCAAAGCAAUAUGGAUCUUCUAAAUUACAACUUCAAUUUGAGUUCGGUACAUAUAAUAGAAUUUUAUUUUCUGGUGAUAUCAACAGCUGUGAUUUUUCUUGGAGUUCUCAUAAAUUUAUUCGAAAACUAUCUGCCUGCAUUUAUCUUGAAGACGUUUAGAUGUGGGAAGCAUGCUUAUAAAGGAGUUACAAAUUUUCCAACCAUUGAAUUUCCCAAAUCAUCCUUCAAGCAAUUUUAUCAAGUAGGACUUGUAGCUGCAAUUUUAACAUAUCCAUUAGUAGUUGCAACUUAUAUUUUUCAUUUGAAAGUGCCUUCUUUUUUUUCCAUAUUAUUAUUUCAUUGUAGUGGUGCUCAACAACAUGUCGCUCGUGUAUCGGCAACUAAUAUAUUUGUAGCAAUGACUUUGAUUACUUUACAAAUAGCACGAAGGUUUUAUGAUACUCACUUCAUUUCUAUUUUUGGUAGAAAUAGUAAAAUAAAUUUGACUCAUUGGAUUGUGGGAAUAACUUAUUAUCCUAUGGUCAUCCUGGCUAUAUUAUGUGAAGCUCCUAAUUUCACAACUGAUGAAUCAGAAAGAGCUGAUUUAUUUAAUUUAGGCAUUCUUGAAAUAUGUGGAGUACUAUUGUUUUUCUGGUCCUGGUGGCAUCAGCAUGUCUGUACUAUAAUUUUAGCCAAUUUACGAAAAACUAAGAAAGGUAAUAGCAGUGACUACAAACUUCCUAUCGGAGAUUGGUUUGAAUAUGUUUCCUCUCCACAUUGUAGUGCUGAGAUUUUAAUGUAUGUUGCAUUGACUAUUCUUCUUUGGAAAAGUAGUACUUGGGGGUAUGUGAUGUUAUGGGUUUUUAGUAAUCAGAUUGAAAGCAUCCUCUUGAGUCAUUGGUGGUAUCAAGAAACCUUCAAAAAUUUUCCCAAAAAUAGGAAGGCUUUAAUCCCUUACAUUUAUUAAAUGAAAAUUUGUUAUUGUUGAUUUCAUAUUUUAUAAUACAUAGAUAGGUACAUGUUAUACUUUUAUAAAAAUUUAGUACAUUAUUAUAAAAUUAAAUUGAUUUAUUUACUUUAAUCCAUA
This is a messenger RNA of Coccinella septempunctata (seven-spotted ladybird), 1358 nucleotides long. Its product is annotated as polyprenol reductase. The transcript has 5 exons. The coding region runs from base 303 to 1238 and encodes 311 amino acids. Gene Ontology annotation, biological process: dolichol-linked oligosaccharide biosynthetic process; polyprenol catabolic process. The record is from RefSeq and is a predicted model, not a curated record. Gene Ontology annotation, molecular function: 3-oxo-5-alpha-steroid 4-dehydrogenase activity. Gene Ontology annotation, cellular component: endoplasmic reticulum. NCBI's taxonomy places the organism in Eukaryota, Metazoa, Arthropoda, Insecta, Coleoptera, Coccinellidae.